UGGUCCAAAAUUCCUCCUGACUGUUGUGCAGGUCUGAUCUGCAAGUUUGGUUUCAAGAAAACCUAAUUAAAUUAACCAUGAUUUACUGUUGACAAGAAACAAAAUGAGGAAAGCUUCUAAGGGGGUGAAAACUUUUAAUAGGCACUUUAAAUACAGAACAUGUUUGCAGGUCAGAGGGGCAAUUGUUGCACAUUGUGACAGUCCUAAGGUCCAGACGUUUUCUAAAAAAAAAAAAAACUCAGUUUCAAGGACAGUUCAAAUAUGCUGAUGCAACACAGCCUGUUGGAGGACAUGGGGCCCUAUGCACAGUGCACAUACAGCAAAGCAUGGCUCUGUUUUACUGGCAAACACACUUUAAAUCCUCCCCACAGGCCUGUUGAGAUGUGACUAGAACUGGGCUUCCUCACUCACUGACAUCCAAGGACAGGUUCAUAACCCACUGAGGAAAAUCCUCCCAACAGGUCACACAUUUGAAAAAAUGGACUUCACCGCUUUGCGUCUGCUGAUCCUGCUGGGAUUCAUGCAUGUGGAGCCAGGAUUUGGACAGAGAGAUGACAUGGACUUCAGUGAGUGGAUGACGGCUAAUCAGAAAUAUAUAAAAAAUUUGGUGCUCAACCUGACAAAUGCAGAGCAAUGCAGGAGUGAUGUUGAAGCUCUGGACGCCAGGCUCAACGCGACUGUAGACGAGCUGACGAGACAGAAAGCUGAAAUAGACAAUCUGAAGACGGAGAAUGAAGGUAGAACACAAUGUCUGAAUCAUUAUGACGUAUAUUCUAAUCCAAAAUGUUUCCUCAUUCAUUUAUCUAUUGAUUGUUCUUGUGCAGACCUGAAAGCCAGACUGAAUGCGACAGAGAACGAGAUUGGUCAGCUGAAAAAGAGCAGUGGAAAAGCUGCUCCUCAGAUUGCAUUUUCAGCGUCUUUGGCGAACUCUGGUGAGAUUUACAACGGACCCUCCACAGACAAGACUCUGGUUUUCAAAAGGGUCUUCUCAAACAUCGGCAGUGGCUACGAUGCAAAUUCAGGAGUCUUCACGGCACCAGUGAACGGUUUCUACUACUUUAGCUUCAGCACCUAUGGCUACAACACUCACACAAUGGGGGCCAUACUAAUAAAGAAUGAUGUGCGUCAAAUUUCGACCUACGACAGCCCCACAUCAGACGGCUCUGACAGCAGCAGUAACGCCGCUGUUCUGCAGCUGGCUGCCGGUGAUAAUGUGCACAUGGAACUGUGGGAUGAUGGCAGAGUGUACGAUAACCUGAACGGCCACACGACCUUCAGUGGUUUCCUCCUCUUUCCUCUGUAGAUGAUCAAACACCGUCUACUUGCAUUGUGGUUCCAUCAAUAGGAGAGAUGCAACAGUAGGGGUUUUAUUUACAGCCUGAAACAUGCUGAAAUGAAAAUACAACAAUAUUCUCUGAUGUUAUCUUCACAAUUGCCUCAAUAAAAUAACCUUUUCAUGCAUCAUGAUAAAAAAAAAAAAAUACAGAAAACUUGAAAUACAAAAAAUUAACUGUCUUAAUGUAAGUAAUCAUCUGGUUUUAUGAUAGUCUAAAUACAAGGACAUUUUUAUCCCAUUAACCUGUAGUAUCUUGCCUUGAAGUCCAUUUUAAACCAUUGAUGCAUGGUGUCUACCGCAGUGGACAGCUGUGUAUCUCACUCACCGUCAUAGAUAUAUAUGUUUUUUAAUCCAAUUUUACAUGUUAGGUUGUGUUUAAGAAAGAAAACUAUCUCAUAAGUUUGUUUUAAAGUUCAUGCAUGAAAGGAGG
This is a messenger RNA of Stegastes partitus (bicolor damselfish), 1766 nucleotides long. RefSeq names its product complement C1q tumor necrosis factor-related protein 3-like. Gene Ontology annotation, molecular function: protein binding. The record is from RefSeq and is a predicted model, not a curated record. Lineage: Eukaryota; Metazoa; Chordata; Actinopteri; Pomacentridae. The coding region runs from base 479 to 1303 and encodes 274 amino acids. The transcript has 3 exons.